Molecule: messenger RNA, 582 nt
Organism: Daucus carota subsp. sativus
Lineage: Eukaryota; Viridiplantae; Streptophyta; Magnoliopsida; Apiales; Apiaceae
Product: protein PAL OF QUIRKY
Exons: 2
Coding region: 1-582 (193 amino acids)
Molecular function (GO): protein binding
Source: RefSeq, a predicted model, not a curated record
AUGAUCGCUCCAUCACUCAACACUCAAGCUCUCAACCUCAAGUUCCUCUGCAGCUACGGAGGCAAAAUCCUCCCUCGUUAUCCAGAUGGCAAGCUCCGUUAUCAUGGUGGUCAUACUCGCGUCCUCUCUGUCCAUCGCUCCAUCUCAUUCUCAGAGCUAUUGGUGAAGCUGGGAGAGUUAUGUGGAGCUAGCGUGAGUCUGCGGUGUCAGCUGCCUACUGAAGACCUAGAUGCCUUAGUCUCCAUAAAAUCCGACGAAGAUCUCUUCAAUUUAAUUGAAGAAUAUGAACAAUCUGAGAUAGUGAAGAUCAGAGCAUUCCUAGCGCUUCCUAAAAACACAUCUCCACCAAUCUCAAAUGCCUCUACCUCGCCUAAAUCUCCGUUAAAUUCUCCUGCAGCUGCAAAUUGGAAGCACUGUAAUUCCAGGUUUUCGCCUAUAGUUUCUACUGAUCAAAUUUAUCAUAAUUCGAGGCAGGCAGGAUAUGCUUUGCUGCGCAAGAAGUCUGCUGGAAAAGUACCGUGCUAUGCAAAUGGAAAUUCUACGCGAGCUCAGCUCAUCUGUAAUACUAAUCACUGGCAAUAA